Hemicordylus capensis (graceful crag lizard) is the source of this 1590-nucleotide messenger RNA. RefSeq lists its product as uncharacterized. The transcript is spliced from 5 exons. The coding region runs from base 1 to 747 and encodes 248 amino acids. NCBI's taxonomy places the organism in Eukaryota, Metazoa, Chordata, Lepidosauria, Squamata, Cordylidae. The record is from RefSeq and is a predicted model, not a curated record.
AUGGCGUUCAUUGAAAUUUCUGGGCAUUGCUUUAGGGAUGGGGACAUUGCUCAGAAGGAGAGGUUCUGCUUGAUCUCCAGGGUUUUUCUUCUGCCUGCGCAGAAGCGACGCUGGGCCAGAAGGCAGGCUCGGCGUCGCCGCCUGCACUCCGCGCCGCCGCUCGGCCGCGCCCGCUACAUCUACACUGAGGAGGAGGCCAUCCCAUCGCCGCCAGGCCAACCACCACACCAGCCACCGCCGCACUUGGCGCGGCGGGCCAGCCGCCGCCGCCGCCACUCCGUGGGUGAUGCGCCGCUGCCGCCACGGCCCGCCACAUCGCCGCCGCUGCGGCCUGCCACAUCGCCGCCACCGCCGGCGAUCUGCUGCCGCCACUGCUGUUUCCCCCCCAAUAUGCCACUGGAGGGUGGGGGUAACCCAUCAUGCAACAAUCUUGUCGUGGGUGUCUGUGGCAAAAGGGCUAGGGAGAUAUGUAAACCGGGAACCCAGCUCUCCUCGCAAAGCCAGCUCAGCAGGGACACACCUGGGCAUCAGCUGAACAGGUUAAUGGGACUUCUUCUUCACCAGAAGAUUCCUCACGAGAGCAAAAGCAUGCAACAGAAGGCCAGCCGAACGAUGUCCAAGGAGGCAACCAAGCAGAAGCCAAUCUCUGCCGUCAGGUUCAUCAUACCCUGCUCUGUUUUGUGUGUCGGCUGGAGCUCGGAGCCCCUGUGCACGUGUGUCCGGCGUCCUCAGUUCUCCCGCGGCUGAGCAGGGCGAGAGUGUGGCUUCUCCAGGGGGCUUCUUUCUGAGCCAGACCUCCUCUCUCUAAGCGAGAGAAGAGAGCAGCAUAACCGUCAAGACUGUUAAGUGCCUGGAGGGCUUCAUCAUCUGCGUCCCGUUCUGUCCUCCCACCGGUCCAGGGUGGCAGCUUGAGCAGAAAGAUGGUCCACGCAGGCUUCCUGCUGAGCUGCGUGCCGGGUGGCAGUCUGGAACCAUUUCGCCUUUCCAACAGCCCUGCGGAGCAGGCAAAGUUUCAAGACUCAGUGGAGCAGAGCUGGAGAGAGCAAGGCAGCCGGGGACACGGAGGAAGUUGGGCUGCACGACACCAGUGAGGAAGUGGCCAAGCUGUGCCAUGCCAGGAUUGUGAGAACUGGACACGCUUGAUGCUCCCCCUGUCCAGUUAUGGUGUGUGUCGUCCGGGGAGAAGAAUGCUGUGCUUCUUCCUGGGAUCAGGACACUGGGGCACAACAGCAUCCUGCAUCCUGACGCUGUCUACAGAGAAAAGCUUGAUCUCUGGAGCCCCACACUGCAACCGUGGGUGGUGGUAGGUGGUGCUAGGGGCCUCUCAGAGUUGGGUUAAGUUGGGACGUUACUCCGUAUUUGGAAGGCUUUGUAGCUGAUAAGUACUUCACAGACGGUUUCAUUGCAGAGUGAGUGUGUGUGAGAUCUAUAAACGUGUGUAUGAAAUGGAUAACCAAUUGGCUUGAGUUUGGGGGUGAAUAUUUUUGUGCAAAUAGUCUGAGUUUGCUGGAAACCCUCUGUAUAAUUGGAUUUGGAAAAAUAAUUGUGUUUUGUGGCAUUAUUUAACACGUAUAAACUUUGUAAAGGAUG